AUGUCUCGCGCGUUCAUCGUCGCGUCCACGAGCUCCGGGCUCGUCGCGCCUGGGCGCGCGCCCCGCACGCGCCACAGCGGCCCGAAUCCCGUCGCCCUCAAGCCCAUCGGCAGGUCCCCGGCGUACGCCCCCUCCCUGAAGAAAAAAGAAGAUGACGUCGGUGGGUCCAGGAACAAGCCAGGCAUCGCCAGGCUGUUCGGCGGUGGCAACAGCGACAUGAAGGCGAAGGUCGCGCAGCUGGAGUACGAGCUCGAAAACGAGAGGGCGCACGCCUCGGAGCUGGGCGGCAAGCUCCGGGCCGUUGAGGGCGAGCUUGCCAAGGUCAAGGACAGUCUGGACCUGUACAAAGGGCGAUGCAAGGAGCAGGAGAAGGAGAUAUUCAAGCUGGAGAAGAAGAACGAGGAGACGCAGCGGGGUUUCGACACGGGCAUGGCAGUCGCGAAGAAGCAGAUUAAGUACUUGGAGGAGCUGCUCGAGGAGGAGAAGAGGAAGAACCAGUGA
Molecule: messenger RNA, 501 nt
Organism: Micromonas commoda
Lineage: Eukaryota; Viridiplantae; Chlorophyta; Mamiellophyceae; Mamiellales; Mamiellaceae
Exons: 1
Coding region: 1-501 (166 amino acids)
Source: RefSeq, a predicted model, not a curated record